Solanum verrucosum is the source of this 1814-nucleotide messenger RNA. RefSeq names its product CDP-diacylglycerol--serine O-phosphatidyltransferase 1-like. Lineage: Eukaryota; Viridiplantae; Streptophyta; Magnoliopsida; Solanales; Solanaceae. The record is from RefSeq and is a predicted model, not a curated record. The transcript is spliced from 14 exons. Bases 322 to 1644 code for a protein of 440 amino acids. Gene Ontology annotation, molecular function: L-serine-phosphatidylethanolamine phosphatidyltransferase activity. Gene Ontology annotation, biological process: phosphatidylserine biosynthetic process.
CCAAUAUUGAAAAUCUGCCAUUGACCACCAUUGUACUUUCUCUCUGUUUUCUCUCUCACCGCCUUUUUGCCUCUGUGAACAACUCCAAAAAGCCCUCUCUCUUUCUUCUUCUUCACCUUUUUAGAGAGAGAAACCCAGUUAUCUUUUCGGUUUCCUUAUUGAUUUCUCUCUCUCUCUAUAUCUAUAUCUAUAUGUAUGUAUCAUUUCUUCAUUAUUCGUCCAUAUCUCUAUUAAUUCCUCAAUUAACUACAAAACCCAUCUCCCAUUUGUUUGAUCCAACGGCCAUAAAUCAUCUGCUUAUUCAAUCGUUCGACUAAGGAUAUGUCUGCUGAAGUGGCUGAAGGAAUUUGUGAGGCCAGGCAUAUGGAACCUAAUGGUUACAGAAAGGGUAACAAAAGGAAUCUUGUUACCGUUCAAAAUGGUAAUCAUAGCCCGCUGAAUGUAGAUGAGGAGCUGGAUCCAUGGACUGCUUGGGCAUACAAACCUCGUACUAUUACAUUGUUGCUUAUUGGUGCAUGUUUCCUAAUCUGGGCAAGUGGAGCUCUUGAACCGCAAAGUACUUCCUCCAGUGAUGUUACUACUUCUGUGAAAAGGGGCAUUUGGGCAAUGGUUGCUGUUUAUCUUGCUUACUCUUUGCUGCAAGCCCCUUCAACGGUACUUAUUAGACCACAUCCUGCGAUUUGGCGCCUGGUUCAUGGAAUGGCUGUGAUUUAUCUUGUUGCUUUGACAUUUCUACUUUUUCAGAGGCGCGAUGAUGCUCGCCAGUUUAUGACAUUUCUUCAUCCUGAUCUUGGCAUUGAACUUCCUGAAAAAUCUUAUGGUGCUGAUUGCAGACUCUAUGUACCUGAAAAUCCCACAAACAGGUUUAAGAAUGUUUAUGACACAUUGUUCGAUGAGUUCGUUCUAGCUCAUGUCUUAGGGUGGUGGGGCAAGGCCAUCAUGAUACGUAAUCAGCCUCUUUUAUGGGUCUUAUCUAUUGGGUUCGAGUUGAUGGAGCUUACUUUCCGCCACAUGUUACCAAACUUUAAUGAGUGCUGGUGGGACAGCAUUAUUCUGGAUAUAUUCAUUUGCAACUGGUUUGGCAUCUUGGCAGGAAUGCGUACUGUUCGAUAUUUUGAUGGAAGAACAUAUGAGUGGGUUGGUAUAAGCCGGCAGCCAAAUAUUAUGGGCAAGGUCAAGCGAACACUUGGCCAAUUUACACCUGCACAUUGGGAUAAAGAUGAAUGGCGUCCCCUCCUUGGUCCCUGGCGAUUCCUUCAAGUUCUCACUCUCUGUGUUAUUUUCUUGACUGUGGAAUUGAAUACAUUCUUUUUGAAGUUCUGUCUUUGGAUUCCUCCUAGAAACCCUUUGAUAGUGUAUAGGUUGGUUCUGUGGUGGCUACUUGCAAUACCAACAAUUCGGGAGUACAACACUUACCUACAGGACAGGACACCCGUAAAAAAGGUGGGAGCAUAUUGCUGGCUUUCACUAGCUAUUUGCAUUGUUGAACUCUUAAUCUGCGUCAAGUUCGGACAUGGAUUGUUUCCUGACCCCAUGCCCAAUUGGUUAGUAAUUUUCUGGACAUGCACUAGCGUUGGCCUUGUGUUAUGUUUGGCUGCAUGGUCAUGGCAAUUACAUCGUACAAUGAGGAAAAAACAGCAAUGAGUUUCUGCAGUAACUCCAUUCUUUAUUCCUUUGUGUUAUUUCGGGUCACAGGUUGGUAAAUGCCUUGUUUGUGCUGCCUCAGUUUGCAGGUUCUUUCCUAAAUAAUUUUUUUACAGAGUGUAUGUUGUAACUUGAAAGUUUUGCAAUUUCAGUUCUAUAUCCAGGUACUC